Molecule: messenger RNA, 930 nt
Organism: Pyrenophora tritici-repentis Pt-1C-BFP
Lineage: Eukaryota; Fungi; Ascomycota; Dothideomycetes; Pleosporales; Pleosporaceae
Source: RefSeq, a predicted model, not a curated record
AUGGAAGAACCACAUUUUCGCUAUGUAGUGGAAGCAAUCGAAAAGUCAAACGUACGGCUGGGUGUACUUAUGCAGGCCCCGGAGCUGGCUCUUAGCAGAGGGUUUGAUCGACAACUAUUCUUCAAAGCUAAAGAAGGUGGAGCUAAAUUUGUUAAGUUCCUGCGCGAGCUUUUGCAGCAACGCCUUAAAAAAGGCCCGGCAGGCCCUGUCAAGGACAUUUUUAGCUUUCUACAGCAGUGCAAGCAUCCUGACUCUAGUACUGGGUUAAGCCCGAUAGAAAUCAGCACCGAGACAGCGACAUUUAUAGUAGCCGCGAUGGCAUCUCUAUCUCACUAUUUAAGCUGGUCACCACGAUGCUAUUCACGUGCGAGAGAGGAGGUACGGACAAUAUUCGAUUCCGAGGGCGACAUAGUCUUUGGUCCCAAACUCAAUUCGUGUGUAUUUCUUCGGGCAUGUCUCGACGAAGCGCUGCGCAUCACGCCUCCUGCUGGAGGGCCUCUCUGGCGAGAAGUGGAAAUAGGUGGGACCCAGAUCAACGGAGACUAUAUACCAGCUGGUUGCGAGGUUGGUUCUGGCAUCUAUGCUAUGCACCGCAGCCCCCAAAAUUGGUCCGAUCCGGAUACUUACAUACCCGAGCGAUGGCUUCCGAACAAAGGUGCAGCAAAGUCCGAGAAUCAAGAGCACAAAAAUCUCCGCCAACCAUAUUUUCCUUUCAACAUUGGGCCACGUAGUUGCGUUGGAAAACCUCUUGCAAUCGCACAGAUCAUGUUAACAUUUGCUCAUCUCCUCUGGAAAUUCGACUUUCGCAUAGCUGAUGCCGAAGAGCUGUGUUCUACUAUUGAUGAUAUAGUACCGCCUGAGUACAUGCUCCAGGAUUAUAUAUCAGGCCAGAAACACGGCCCUAUCUUACAAUUCUGUUCUCGUUCCUAG